Messenger RNA from Paramecium octaurelia, 753 nucleotides. The record is from the annotation of a GenBank genome assembly. Lineage: Eukaryota; Ciliophora; Oligohymenophorea; Peniculida; Parameciidae.
GUUUCUUACAAUUUACUCAGACACACUAUGAUACAUGAAAAUGCCCACGUUUUCUAUUAAGGUAGAAAUAGUUACAAAUUUUUAAGAGAAUCUUGAGUCCCCGCUCAUUUUCUUCAAGGAAUCAUAAAUGUCCAUUUUUUUAUAAGAGAGCAUCGAUCAGUACCCAUAGAUCUGUAAAUAUUCAAAUUAUACAUGAAUAGCUGCUUAAAAUAAUGACUAAGAUGAAAUCAAUCUUUAGUAAAACAAUUGUUAUUACUAUGAUUUACCAAUCUUACGCUUGAAAAAGCCAAGAAAAAAGAGAAAGAAAUAAUCUAAUAUUGAUAAGAAAAGGAGGAGAAAAUAAUCAAAAAAUUAGGUAAAAAUUAAUAUAAAUCAAGUAGAUAUCAAAAGUAUAAUAAUCAAUCCCAUUCUCCCCGUAAGAGGACUAAGCAAUAUUACUUUAUGUCUUACAUUUUGGGCCUAAGUUUAUGAUAAUAGCUAAAUUUUUUCCAACGAAAACUAUCAAUAUGGUAAAAAAUAGAUAUUAUAAAAUGUUACGAUAUAAAUGGGAUUCCGUCUUAGGAUAGUAAGAAUUGUUUUAAUAUAGAUCAUAUGCUUAUCUUAAUGAAGACACUGAGUCAAAAAUUGAAAAUGUAAACCACAAUAAUUGUAGAGAUGAAACUUAGACAUACAGAAAUCAAAAUAUCAAUGUCAAAUUCUGAUUUUUAAAUUUAAAGUUGUGAAUAUUUAUUUAUUAUUUCACGUAAUGUGCCC